CACAUCCUUUGUUUCCUCAUCUGUAAAAUGGGGACAAUUGGACCUGCUUUGCUGACAGUAGAGACUAGACAGUGGAGGCCUGGACCAGUGUGGCAGUAAGGGAGAUGGAGAGAAAUGGGGAAAUUCAAGGAGAGGAGCCUCGUAGAGAUCUAGAAAAGGAGCAGUGCAGUAAGAGACAGCUGGAGAAAGGGGUGUCACAGAGGCAGAGAAGGAUGAGCAAGUUCUUCAACCGCGUUGAGUGCUUCUGAGAAGUUGAGUGUGAUCGUCCUUCACUGACAUCAAAGUGAUAUGAAGAUAAGGACAGAGACAUGUUCAGUGGAUCUGACUUCGUGCCGUUUUAACUGAGGGAAAGCCAUGUUUCUGCAGGCAUCCCAUCCUUGUCACACACUGUCAAGAACUGUGAAGAGUCUUGAGAUUUUAUCCUACUCGGAAGCUGACAAAUCAUUCUGUCACAGUUUGCUGGUCGCUGGCAGAAGACAUGGAACUCCUGGUUCUCCUUGUGCCAUGUGUGAGAGAGUCCCCAGGACACCUACCUAUGAAUGAAAUUGUUGGAUUGAAAGGAAUUUCUUCACAUGGCUUCUGAAGAUGUGACCAUUACGGUUCGCCUCAUUCGUUCAUUUGAGCAUCGCAAUUUCAGACCUGUAGUAUAUUAUGGAGUUCAUUUGGACCAAACUGUAAAGGAAUUUAUAGUAUUUCUAAAGCAAGCCCUGGGAUCGGCCAUUUCUCAGAGGAGCUCUGAUUCUAUUACUGGAGAAUGUUAUUGGGAGACCAAGAUCUUGGUUUAUGUGUGUGCAAUUUUGAUUACUAUAUGUAUUGACGUGUUUCUCCUUGGGUUUAUCCUGUAUGGGACUCUCUGCGCUUCCUGGACUUGGGUGGCUAUUUCUUUUCCCAUGUUAGAUAUUCCUUUGAGGACCAGCCUGCCACCACCAUUCAGAAAUUAUAAAUAUGAUAAACUAAAGAUUGUUCAUCAAGCACAUAAAUCAAAGACAAAUGAACUUGUGUUGAGUUUGGAAGAUGAUGACAGACUCCUGUUAAAAGAAGACAGCACCCUGAAAGCCGCUGGAAUCGCCAAUGAAACUGAAAUUGCAUUCUUCUGUGAAGAGGACUAUAAGAACUACAAAGCUAAUCCCCUUUCAUCCUGGUGAAAACUUCACAGGGCUUCCUUUUUGCAUACUUGUAUUAAGCUCUUUAUUCUACUAGUGAGUUUUUUAAAUUGACAAAUAAACUUAAAAAAAUUAA
This is a messenger RNA of Physeter macrocephalus (sperm whale), 1239 nucleotides long. It is a transcript of the gene C2H2orf76, whose product is annotated as chromosome 2 C2orf76 homolog. Bases 573 to 1145 code for a protein of 190 amino acids. The record is from RefSeq and is a predicted model, not a curated record. The transcript has 12 exons. Lineage: Eukaryota; Metazoa; Chordata; Mammalia; Artiodactyla; Physeteridae.